AUGAAGAUGGAUAAGAGGUCUCGGAGCUCCUCCAGGGACUCUCACAGGAGAAACAGAGAGUCCCAAGCUAUGCAGAGCAAACGAGAGAAGAGGGAGAGCGGCAGAGAAGCCAGCAAGGGAAGGGGAGACAUAAAGCAGGAGAAAGCAAAGGAGAUCAAGAGCACUGCAGGAACAGAUGGGAGGGUGCACACCUCCACAGUGGUGGAUGUGGAUGAUGUGAUAUCUGAUGAAGAAAUGGAGGCGAUGGCAUUGCUGGACAGCGAGCGGCAAGAGGAAGGUGUAAAGUCUCCAGGUCUAGGCAUCUGCGAAUGGCUUCUGACCAUCUUGUCUUUCCUGUUCGUCAUAAUGACCUUCCCCAUUUCUGUCUGGUUCUGCAUGAAGGUAGUGCGGGAGUAUGAGAGAGCCAUUGUUUUCCGACUUGGGCGUCUCCUGCCUGGCAGAGCCAGAGGGCCUGGCCUUUUUUUCUUCCUUCCUUGUCUGGACACGUAUCACAAGGUGGACCUCCGCCUCAAAACGCUAGAGAUCCCCUUCCACCAGGUGGUGACUAAAGACAUGGUUACCUUGGAGAUAGAUGCUGUCUGCUACUACCGGCUGGAGAAUGCCUCUCUUCUCCUCACCACCCUGACCAGCAUCUCCAGUGCCAUUCAGCUGCUGGUGCAGACCACCACGAAGCGCCUCCUGGCACACCGAGCCUUCUCCGAACUCCUAUUGGAGAGGAAGAGUAUCAGCCAGGAGAUAAAGGUGGCCUUGGAUGCUGUCACAGGCUGCUGGGGGAUCAAAGUGGAGAGAACAGAAAUCAACAAUGUACAGCUGCCUGCUGAAGUCCGGCAGUCCCUGGCUGUGGAAGCAGAGGCUCAGAGGCAGGCCAAAGUGCGGGUGAUUGCUGCUGAGGGGGAAAAGGCUGCUUCCGAGUCCCUGCGGAUGGCAGCUGAGAUCCUGUCUAGUGCCCCUGCUGCUGCUCAGCUCCGUUACCUCCAUGCACUGCACUCUUUUGCUGCAGAGAAACCUGCUGCCUUCAUCUUGCCCUUGCCUUUGGAUCCCAUGAACCUAGUCUCUUCAGCCACCCGCAGUCCCUCAGGAGUAAGCAGCCUCCUCACAGACAACGCAAACCUCCCAGAAAGCCUGAAAGACAAGAAGGACUCACCCAUGCUCUAA
Struthio camelus australis is the source of this 1155-nucleotide messenger RNA. It is a transcript of the gene NPHS2, whose product is annotated as NPHS2 stomatin family member, podocin. Gene Ontology annotation, cellular component: plasma membrane. Lineage: Eukaryota; Metazoa; Chordata; Aves; Struthioniformes; Struthionidae. The record is from RefSeq and is a predicted model, not a curated record.